Oncorhynchus masou masou (cherry salmon) is the source of this 7866-nucleotide messenger RNA. RefSeq names its product matrix-remodeling-associated protein 5. Gene Ontology annotation, molecular function: protein binding. Lineage: Eukaryota; Metazoa; Chordata; Actinopteri; Salmoniformes; Salmonidae. The record is from RefSeq and is a predicted model, not a curated record.
CUCUCAGGAAGAGAGGAGUGGGUUAGAGUUAAGCUCUAAUCCAGAUGUGUGUGGCUGGGUGGACCAGUGCAGACUCAGCUAGGGUCCCACCUCUCUAAAACAGACCCAACUCUCCUCCAUCACUCCUAACACAGACCUAGUGCUGCUUGGUUUACCUCAGAGCGUCACAACAAGACUAAACACAGACUGGAUACCUCACUCCUCGACCAAACUGGUGUCUUAUUGUCGACUGUGAACACUGCUGUCAACCAACUUUUUCUUGGAGGAAUUUCCAGGUCGGAUGAUGGCGUGAGAGACCUGCCAUGGCUGCUGAGGGUGUCACUGUCCUGGCUCCCUGGCUGAGACUGAGGGCAGUGCUGUUAUUGCUGGUGCUGCUCCUCUCUCCGCUGGCCCUGUGUGCCCCAUGCCCCAGAGGCUGCAGCUGCCCUGGCAUCAAGGAGGUACACUGCACCUUCCGCCACCUCACCUCUGCCCCACGUAACCUGCCCAAGGACACAGAGAGGGUUAACCUGGGCUAUAACAGCCUCCAGGCCGUGGGGGGGUCAGAGUUCACACAACUCCGCCAGCUGGAGAUGCUUAUGCUCCAUGGGAAUGAUAUCACGACCGUGUCUCCAGGAGCAUUUUACAGCCUGCGCUCUCUGCAGAUUCUGAAGCUGAGCUACAACAAGCUGGAGGCCAUCACCCCUGGUAUGUUUGAGGGCUUGGUCAGCCUGGUGCGACUCCACCUGGACCGCAACAACAUAGACUUCAUCGAGCCGUACACCUUCAGUGGGCUAACAUCAUUAAAACUCCUACAGCUAGAGGGCAACAAGCUGAGGGACCUCCACCCACACAGCUUCAUCACCCUCUCUCUCCUGGGGAACUUCUGGAGCUCUGGGCUGCGUCACCUCCACCUGUCGGACAACCAGCUGCACUACCUCCAGCCUGGGACCCUGAUGCCCCUCAGCAAACUGGAGCUGCUCUCCCUGCAUGGCAACCCUUGGACCUGUGACUGCCAUCUCCAGUGGCUGCUAGAGUGGAACAACAAACAUGAGGGAGUGAUUAAGUGUAAGAAGGAGCGGGACGCUGCCUCUGGUGAGAGCUGUGCUGUCUGCUCCUCACCUCAGUCCUUAAAUGGCAGCCAGGUCCUGGGACUGUCUGCUGGCCAGCUGGUCUGUGAGCGGCCCACUCUGGUGUCCGAUCUGAAGCAGUGGGACAGCCCCGGCUGGGACGAUGCGGACUCAGAGCCCGACCUGCCCUACACCAGGGACCUGGAACGUCCCCUGGGCCACCUCACAUUCGUCCUGACCGACAACCACGGGAACAAAGCACACGUGGCCUGCGAUGUCCGGCGGCCCAGCGAGAGCUCCUCCGUGACAUGGGAGAACCUGCGGACGUCCGGAGAGGUGGCGGUCAACGUGAGCCUGGUCAGCCUGCUGGAGUGUGAGAUCGACCGGGACGCUCUGCAGAACCUCUGGAGGCUGGUGGCCUACUACUACGAGAGCCCUGCUCUCUUGGAGAGGGGGAUGAGGAGGGAGAACACCAGCAGAGUCACGUUUCAGUACUCCCAGGGACACAACGAGGAAUCCCCUUACUUUACAGAUCUCAAAGGACACUUAAUGGCUGAACCGACGUGGCUCCUCCAACCAAAGGUCACCCUGCAGCUGAACAGACGGCAAACCACCACGAAAAAACUGGUGCUGGACUUUACCACAUUCAUCUCCAAGCACAUCAGUGGUAGGGGAGAGCAGGAGGAUGUGACUUCCUCCUGGGCCCUAAUAAAGAGAGGAAGCCCUGGGAGAGUUCAAUCUGUGCUGGAGGGUUCAGAGGUCAGUCUGGGGUGUACAGUUAUCAGUUCAGGGUCACAGUCUGUGGAGUGGAUGCUCCCAGAUCUAUCUAUCCUGGAAGAAUCUAAUUCCCGGCUGGUGUCUGAGGGAGGCAGACUGGUCAUUGGAAAUGCUAGUGUGUCUGACUCUGGGCUGUAUCACUGUCUAGUCCGCACAGAGACUGAUGUGGACAUGGUGCCUGUGAGGUUGACAGUGAAAGAACGCCUGCUCAGUCCGAACACUCUAAAUGGGAAGAAGAUGGAAGUGGAGAGCGGGGAGUCCCUCUCACUCCCCUGCUAUGUGAACUCAGCACAGCCUAGCGAGACACGCUGGUACCUCCCUAAAAAUCAGAUCCUACAACCGUCGCAGCCAAAGGGGAGGGUCUAUGUCAAUCAAAAUGGAUCCCUGGUGAUCAAAAAGACAACUCAUGAGGACGCUGGGGAGUACAGCUGUUUGGCUGCUAACCUCUAUGGAGUAGACAUGUUGGCUCAUCUCGUGGUCGUCACAGGGGAGAAAGACUCGGAUGCAAAAGAAGAGGUUGAGAAAGAAUCACCUGGUGUUGAAACAGCCAGGGGAGAAUCACCUUUGUUUGGGAGUAAGGAGGAUGAAGGUGAGGGGUCAGGGUUCCAGGAGAUAAAAGGCCCCCAUGCUACACAGUCUCCUAAGAGGGUGGGUGGACAACAGAGGUACCCUGGAGGGUUUUUACGCCCUGGUAUGAAAGGGAAGAGGAUCAAGGAUAACAAGAGGAAACCUAAUAAGUCUGUCAAGGAGCUCGACCCCAACCGCUGGGCUGAGAUCCUAGCCAAAGCUAAUGCUAAACCUCCGACACUACCGCCUACAAGACCACCACCAACUACACCAACAACAAAAACAGCAACGACAAUGACAGCCAAAACCACUACUACUACUCCUAAACCCACUACUACUACUACUACCACUACUACCACUACUACUCCUAAACCCACUACUACUACUCCUACUACCACUCCUACUACCACUACCAUGAGAAAAACUACAACAACCACAACAACUACUACUGUUCCCCCUUCAACUACCAGAACAACCACAACUAAAAAGCCCACCAAGAGCCAUUCUAAAACAAGUCACCAUGCAGAAACAGAAGGUGAAUUGGACUUUUCCGAAAAGCAACCUGAACCUUUACAUCCUCCACCUAGAAAACAUGUGACACAGGCCCCAAGAGGGAAAGCAUUACUUGUGAACCAUGGUAGAGGAGGAGGUCCAAACCCAGAUUCAGACUCGGUCAUAAAUCUGUCUAUUACAGAAGCUCCUCAAUCCGUCACACAACCAAUGCAUCUAGAAGACAAGCAUGUGGGGAGGGAGAGAGAGAGAGUGAACCAGAAGAACAAUCCUAUUUGGACAAACAGACGAAGACCCCCUUACAGACGGGGCAGACCCCCACAGAGACGGGUUCGACCUCAGAAACCCUCCCUCCCCUCAUCACACAAACCACAGACGACACUCCCUCAACCCGCAACAAGAGUGGAAAAACAAGAAUCUACUGCAUCGCAAAACGACAAUUCUAAAAUGGAGGACAAUAUUACAGAACACAUACCCACUAUUUCAACACAUGAUAACAAUGAGCCUGUUGAUCCGAUCAUUAAUCCCAACACUGCUACAGACAAAUCAGAUAGCAUUCACAUAAAAUCAUUAACACCAGAGAUGAAAGACCUUAGUAUAGUUAACCUUUCAAACAGAGAGCAUGUGCCUACACCAGAGACAAUCACCUCAGCAGAAAAUCUACCUCCCCCAACUGAGGUGCCUGGACAGGAGAGGACAUGGGAGAACUUAAAAAAACAGGAUGUUAUUAGACAGACUACCCAAAACAGGCAAACAUCCCCAACAACAAAGCACACUCAUAUUAAUUAUAACAUUAAUUUAAAACCUAAUUUGUCACAUGAUACGGUUGCUAUGGCAACACCCAUACUGACUAAACUUGACGAUUCAGAUAAAGGAGCUGCAAAGCCAGAAACCCCUUUAACAAAAGUACAUUUUCUAAAUCCAACUCCUAAAAAAUCACAAGAUAAGACACAAACACAUUUGAGAACCGUUGCAAAAGGCAGUGUUGCUCGGGAGGAUUUUCUGAGGAACACACACAGAAACUCAUAUAAAAAGGAGGAGGAUCACUCUCAAAUGAAACCUGACAGUCCCAGUCUCCCCAUCCACCCCUGGAUCUACCAACAGAAUGUCCAAAUGAGAGUUCAAACCACCCCUCCACCCCGCGCUCCCACCCCCUAUUGGCCUUAUAGCCGCUUACAAGUGUGGCCCUCAGUUCAUGGUUCAGGGCCACAUCCUUUCUUUACGGAGAGGCCCAUGCUUUUCCCCCACCCAGGGGGCCAGGGAGUUGGGGUCACCAAUCGACCAGAAAUCACAGCUGAGACUGUCAGGCCCACAGCGUUCAUCUCUGCUUCACCGGGCAGUGGCAUGGCAGCCCCGCUGACCUACCACCCACCCCACAGGAGCCCAGGCCCAGCCAGCAGGACCCGACAGCAGGACCUCUUAAUGCUCUCCAAGCUCAGAAACAGAUACAGACAGGCUCAGCUGGACCGUAUUUCACAGCUAGGGAAGAGAGUGACAACUAAGCCCAAGAUCAGUCACCCUACACCUAGACCUCACUACCAGCCUCCCACUCAGUCAUACAACUACUGGCCUGUGCCCCCCACCACCUCCCUCCCCGUGCCCACCAACAGGCCCUACUCUACAGCCAGUGUCCUGUACGGCAGCCGCUGGCACUACAGCCACUGGGGCCAGAGGAGGCUGAGCACGGCCCUGCCAUUCCCCAACUUGAUGGGUAGUGGGGUGAAGCCUAGGAUCAGCUCUGUGAACACAGUCAGUGUGUCUGCCCUGGCUGAGGGUGAUGUGCUGCUGCCCUGUGAAGCAUCAGGAGACCCACAGCCAGCGCUCUCCUGGACUAAAGUCUCCACAGGUGCUACCGUCCAAGCAAACACAAAACACGGACAGAGAUUUGAAGUUGUAAAGAACGGCACCUUUGUGAUUAAAAACAUUCAGCUACAGGACAGAGGCCAGUACCUCUGCACGGCACAAAACACAUUUGGCUCGGACCGAAUGGUCAUUACCUUGGCUGUGCUGACCCAGCCUCCCAAAAUCAUAGGUCCCCACUCCAGAGAGGUCCCAGUGUAUUUGGGGAAGGCUAUAAGCUUAGACUGUGUAGCCUCUGGCAAGCCCCAGGCUCAGAUCUCCUGGAUUCUUCCAGACAGGACCUUUGUGCGUGAUGUGGGAGCUCUUGACAGGUCAGCCUCUCUGCUGGCUAACGGCACCCUGAGGAUCCAAUCAGCUAACUUCUCCAGUAAAGGCGACUAUAGGUGUAUCGCUAGCAAUGCGGCCGGAGCUGACACAGUGACUUUUCACAUCCACGUGGCAGCUCCGCCCACCAUCAAUGAGGAGGCCUCGGAGAGCAUUGUCAUCCAGGAAGGGAGAAGUGUGUACGUCCACUGCACUGCCAAGGGAGAGCCUGCGCCCGUGCUAAAGUGGACCCUCCCUGCAGGGGUACAUGUCAAACCCUCCCAGAUCCUCGGCAGGAGACUGUUUGUCUUCCCCAAUGGGACGCUGUACAUCAAGAACAUCUCUCCGGAAGACUCGGGGAGGUAUGAGUGCUCUGUGACCAACGCAGUGGGCGCGGCCAGGAGAGUUCUGUACCUGAAGGCCAGGCAGGAGGUCCCCAGCCUGCGACUGUCACACCACCCCUCCCAACAGCACAGAGUCACAGCCAUGUAUGGCUCCACUGUGUACCUGCACUGUCCAGAGUCCACUGGCACUCCCCGUGGCACUCUGUGGCAGCUACCAUCCAAAACAUUGCUGGAACAUCGCUACAGCCCUGAGAGACCGGUCACCGUGUUCUCCAAUGGGACCUUACGGAUCCUGCAGCUGACUGAAAAAGACGGAGGUAGCUACCUGUGUAUGUUCCAGAGGCCCAACGGUGAGGACAUGGAGCUGUUCCAGGUGCAGGUGCUCAUGAUGCCACCUAAGAUCGAACAUCUGGCCACAGCUCAGAAGAGGGUGACCUCCGGGGAGAACUUCCAGGUGGACUGUGUUGCCUCAGGCCUCCCUGACCCAGAGGUGUCCUGGAGCCUCCCUGAUGGAACCUUGAUCAACAACGCCCUACAGUCGGACGACAGCGGCACCCGUUCUCGCCGCUAUGUCAUCUUCGGGAAUGGAACACUGUUGCUGCAGCAGAUGGGAAAGAAGGAUGAGGGGGACUAUACAUGCCAUGCUAAGAAUGAACUGGGGGAGGAUGAGAUGAAGGUGAGCAUCAAAGUAGGCCCUGACUUCCCCAGAAUCACAUCCAAGGCUCAGCUGUUGCUCACGGCCCGACUAGGAGAGUCUGCCUAUAUGACGUGUCAGGCAACUGGGGAGCCUCCACCAACCAUUGUGUGGCUCUCCCCAAGCAAUGACGUCAUCACAUCCUCUUCAACCAAAUACCAAACCUUAGAUGAUGGGACUUUGGUGAUAAAGAAGGUGACUUUGGCCGACCAAGGGAAGUAUGCUUGUGUGGCAAGGAGUUCUGCUGGGGAUGACAUCAAGAACAUUAAGAUACAAGUAGAACCAAGAGAGCCACACAUCAAUGAACAAGGUGGAAGAAGCAGUAUGAAAGUGUUGGCAGUAUCUUAUCAGACAACACUGCUCGACUGCAGAGCGGAAGGCAAGCCUGAGCCACACAUUUCCUGGGCCGCACCCUACGGCCUCUCUCUGCCAACACCUUACCUGGGAGGACGCUUCCAAGUCCACAAGAAUGGGAGUCUAGAGCUACGUGGAGUGAGGAAGACAGACGAGGGUCAGUAUGUGUGUUUGGCCAAAAAUCACUUGGGAGAAGCAAGCCUGGCAAUUGAGCUUGAAGUGGCAUCCAUAGCAGAGAAGCCAAGCUUCGCCAUGCCGAACAUUGAGAUUUUACCAAUAAAACAAGAUGGAAGUGAUGUCACUCUGGAGUGUCCUGCCCGCGGUAAGCCAAACCCAGAGUUUGUUUGGAUCCUGCCAAAUGGCACAGCGCUGAUGCCAGGCACUAGACAUCAACACUUCACUCACUAUAGAGGAAACGGGACGUUGCGCAUCGACCAGCCAGUGACAGCUGACAAAGGGGUUUACCGUUGUCUGGCGAAAAACGUGGCUGGGACUGCAGAGAAGCGAUACGCUCUAGAACCAGGAAGAAAGCCUGUGAUUCGAGGCACAACAGGGAUCAUGAAGAUCACGUUUGGCCAAAUUCUGAACCUGCCGUGCUCUGUGGAUGGCUGGCCACAGGCCUCAAUCACAUGGACCCUACCAAACGGCCUGGUCCUGGACAAGCCCCAGGUUAUUGGGAGAAUUACAUUUUUAUCAAACGGCACACUUCAACUCAAAGAGGUCGCCACAUUUGACAGGGGAACCUACGUCUGCAAGGCCACCAACACAUUUGGGUCAUCUGCGUUGUCAUACCCAGUUGCAGUUAUGGUGUAUCCUCCAAGUAUCACAAACGCACCCCCUUCCAUCACUAGAGUCCACAGAGGUUCAUCAGUAACACUUAACUGCAUCGCUGCAGGCAUACCAAAGCCUGAGAUAACAUGGACUCUACCUGGAAGAACCACACUUGUUCCCAACAACCGUUUCACGGCACAGGGAGGAAUUCACAUGACGGUUGAGGGCAGCUUGGUCAUACAAGACCCAGUGCUUAUGAACUCAGGAAUUUACAAAUGCAAUGCAAAAAAUGCUCUAGGAAGUGACUUCAAAGCAACAUAUCUUCAGGUGAUCUGAGCCACAACAUAAGUCCCUAAUCUAAUCUGACAAUUACACUUGAAUGUAAAACUUAAUCCUCUAGAAUACCAUAUGUACAGUGUAUUUAUAUAACCUUACCAUUAAUGUGCAUAUUAUAUGAGGUAAAAUAGUGUGAACUCUUAUAUCACUAAUAAGGAAAGGAGAAAAAGGUCUGCUUUAAUUGUUGGCAGAAAUAUAAGCAUAUAAAAACAUAACAGAUGUGACUUAGGGAAUGCUCUCUUUUCUUUGAAUUUAUAAAUAUUCCUGUAUGUAAAUAUCUAAUUAUACUGUGUUGACUGAA